AUGCAUCGCGUCGGCUCCAUUGCCAUUGUGGUCGCGUUUGUGCUCCAAACGUUUUUGGUUGAAGCCUCACAACGUCACUGUGUUAUGUUCAAAACUUCGGAAACAAUACUCUCCGAAUCACUUCGUCUACUAGGAAAUCAAUCGGAGUUCAACAUAAAGCAACUUUUACCGUGCCAGCUGCGAGGUGGAGCAAUUCUGGGUCGCAUAUGGAAUGAUCAAAAUGGAACAGUUCACGCUGGCGUAAGUCCGCGAUAUUUGCGAAUCGACAAUUCUUCCACGCAGACGUUCAACCACAAAGUAGAGGAGUGUUUGGAGGGCGCCUACAAGAAAAUUCCAUCGAAUCAACUGUGUCUGCGAGCGGAAGCCACCUUCAACUGUUACGUUGGGGUGGCCGAGUUGCGCCUCGAGGAACCUUUCUUCAUUCCUCGGACGGGACUUCAACAUGGACGGGUUCUCAACGACUGUAUCCAGAUGCUGCAGAUCAGCUCGAAUGAGCUGAGGGUCAUCCGCAAGGAAGGGUUACUAAAUCACCCUCAAGGACGAUGCCUUGUGAGAUGUUUCUUGCUGAGGGAGGAUCUGUUCUGUGAAGCGACUGGUAUCAAUGCGUUCCGGAUUCUGGUGCACAAUGGUGGCGCCAAAGAAGGGAUCGAAUUUCGGAAGGAAGGAGCACGUUGCAUCGCUCGGUUGCAGAGAAACUAUCAGGAUCGAUGCAUGACGGCUGCUCGGAUUGCUGCCGAGUGCUACAGCCAAACGCUUUGGAAAAUGAUGAAAGAUGGAUUGAAUUAUGUUUAA
Molecule: messenger RNA, 792 nt
Organism: Uranotaenia lowii
Lineage: Eukaryota; Metazoa; Arthropoda; Insecta; Diptera; Culicidae
Product: general odorant-binding protein 45-like
Exons: 1
Coding region: 1-792 (263 amino acids)
Biological process (GO): sensory perception of smell
Molecular function (GO): odorant binding
Source: RefSeq, a predicted model, not a curated record